This is a messenger RNA of Bipolaris victoriae FI3, 2556 nucleotides long. RefSeq lists its product as hypothetical. The transcript has 10 exons. Bases 1 to 2556 code for a protein of 851 amino acids. Lineage: Eukaryota; Fungi; Ascomycota; Dothideomycetes; Pleosporales; Pleosporaceae. Gene Ontology annotation, cellular component: endoplasmic reticulum membrane. The record is from RefSeq and is a predicted model, not a curated record. Gene Ontology annotation, biological process: GPI anchor biosynthetic process.
AUGGCGCUUCGAACGCUUUUUCUGACGGUCGCAAAUCUUCUGAUCCCAGUCGCGAUACUGGUCUUCGCAACUGGCUUCUUUCCUUACAAACCGUUUAUGCCGGGUCUUGCCCAGUAUGAAGACCUUGGGUUCUCUGAAAAGCUGGGCAAGGACUGGCAAAAGCCGCCUACCCCGCCGUUCGACAAAGUUGUCUUCAUGGUGGUUGACGCGCUGAGAAGCGACUUCGUGUACGGCGAGGAGAGCGGCAUGUCCUUCGUGCAAAGUCUAAUACGCGACGGAACCGCACUACCAUUCACGGCGCACGCAACUUCUCCUACAAUUACCAUGCCACGUGUAAAGGCCAUUACCACAGGCUCUAUUCCCUCCUUCGUAGACGUAAUCCUUAACUUUGCCGAGUCAGACACCACGUCGACCCUCGCGACGCAGGAUACAUGGCUCGCGCAGAUCAAAGCAAAGGACUUUGAAAAUGGCAAAGGGAAGCUGGUCAUGUACGGCGAUGAUACCUGGCUGAAGCUCUUUCCCAAUGUCUUCGAGCGCGCAGACGGAACGAGCAGCUUUUUUGUCUCGGAUUUCACAGAGGUUGACAAUAAUGUGACGAGGCAUGUUCCAAAUGAGUUGCUUAACAGUGACUGGAAUGCAAUGAUUAUGCAUUACCUCGGUUUGGAUCAUAUUGGGCACAAGGCUGGUCCAAAGAGCCCCAACAUGGUUCCCAAACAAGUUGAAAUGGAUGAAAUCGUUCGCGACAUUUACUCGGCUAUCGAAAACGAGGACCAUCUUUCCGAUACAUUGUUCGUUCUUUGUGGCGACCAUGGCAUGAAUGACGGCGGCAAUCAUGGUGGCUCCUCUCCUGGCGAGACAUCUUCAGCACUAGUCUUUAUGAGCCCAAAACUCACCAAGAUUACCAAUCCUGCUAACAGAAAGAGUCCAAUCAAACCAAAGACCGAAGGCGAGUUUGAAUACUACCGCAUGGUUGAGCAGAGCGAUAUCGCUCCAACACUUGCGAGCUUGCUUGGAUUUCCGGUCCCCCAAAACAACCUCGGUGUUGUCCUUAAGGAUUUCCUUCCCUUCUGGGAUGCGCCUCUGGAUCGCAUCCAGCUUCUCUACCGCAAUGCGAAGCAGAUGAAGAAGAUUGUGGCAGCCAAAUACACCAGCCUGAAGUUCGAGGACUCUUUCAUAAAGUCAGAUCACGCCCCAGAGUGCGCCGAAGGAUAUGAUGCAAAUGAUGGUCAAAAGCUGGCUUGUCUCUGGCGAGCGAUUAUUGCUUCAUUGGCAGACGGAAAUGAUGAUGUUACAAGCUUUUACAAGUUCAUGCACCUGGCUCAAGAAACCAUGUCCAGCACAGCCUCCAACUACAAUCUGCCACGCCUCUUCAUCGGCACAGGCCUAGCUUUCCUCAUAUGCGUAUUAUCCUUCUUCACUCUUCCUUCCUUCCGACCCGUCACACCAGCCGGCAUCUACUUUGGUCUAUCUCUCGCUCUCUACGCCAUCCUCAUGUUCGCAUCCUCCUACGUGGAAGAAGAGCACAACUUCUGGUACUGGGCCACAUCAGGCUGGUUCUUCUGCCUUUUCCUGCAGAACAUGCGCAAGGAAUGGUAUAGCCAGUGGAUAUUCCAUCCCGCUAUCAUGGCCCUGGCCGUACACCGCAUUAUACGGAGAUGGAACCAGACUGGCCAAAAGUAUGCUGGCGCGGAUGAUAUUGUGAAUAGCGGCCUGUUUCAUGGGAGAUACUCUGCUAUCCUGUGGAUAUUCAUCGGAGUCACGUAUCUGGAUCUUACGAUUCGGCUAGCCAGGCACGUCGCACGUUCUGUUGCAACGUUUGAUUCUGACCAGAAGGCUCGUGCCGUUGAGCUUGAAUCGACGGAUCAGCACCGCCUGCUCGGUACAAUUGCUGUAUUACCGUUGUGUGGAACGGCAUUCGUUUUCAAGCUUGCCUUCACUGCAAAGGACGCCCCGGAGAUGACAAGCGGCAUCAACGCAGACUUGAUGGCGAAGAUUGAAACAUUGGAACUUGUCGGUCUCGCUCGCAUGGUCUUUGGUGGUAUUCUUCUGAGUGGAGUCUGGAUCGCAUUUGCCGAGUGGACACGGUCGAACAGGAGAAAGGCGCGUGGGAGACAGGGUAACGGCGAUCUCGCCGUCGCCUUCUUCGACCUAACAACCCUCUUCCUCCUCACCCAAACAAAAGCCGAAGAUAUACCCCUCUACUUCCUCUUCCGCCUCCAAAAUCUCUUCCUCUCCCUCCUCACCCUAACCCCAACCGCCACAACCCUAACCACCCUCCUCCUCUCCCAAACCUCCUUCUUCGCCCUCGCAAACUCAAACUCCAUCUCCUCCAUCUCCCUCUCAAACUCUUACAACGGAAUCUCAACCUACAACAUCCUCGCCGUCGGCCUCCUCGUCUUCGCCUCAAACUGGGCCGGUCCCAUCUACUGGUCGCUAGCCGGUUUGCUGCUGCUAGGUCACCACGGCGGCACCCAGCGCUUCGUGGAUACGCGCGAGAUGCAUGUUGCGGAUUGGGUGGCGAAAGAGCGGGAGUGGUUGGCAAUAACCUCUCAAUAG